AUGAGCACUGACUUCGGACGCAAGGAUCUGUCUGACAAGAUCGAGGAGAAGGUCACCCCUCAGUCUGCCAAGGGUCCUAUCGAUGUCACCAAGGAGCAUGCCACUGGUCACGCCGACCACAUCGCCAGAGACCUCAAGACCGACGAGCACAAGUCCACCGGCCAGUCUAUGCACGACAAGGUCUCUCGCAUGACCAGCUCCGACACUCCCAGCUCCACCACCAGCUCCACUAUCACUGGUGACCACUCCGCCACCACUACUGGUGAGCACAAGUCUGUCAUGGACAAGGUCAAGGACGCUAUUCCCGGCCUUCACUCCGACAAGCGCUCCGAUGCUGCUGAGGUCAUGGACCCCAACACUUCCACCACCACUACCGACGUUGUCAACAAGAACCUCUAA
Molecule: messenger RNA, 399 nt
Organism: Aureobasidium melanogenum CBS 110374
Lineage: Eukaryota; Fungi; Ascomycota; Dothideomycetes; Dothideales; Saccotheciaceae
Exons: 4
Coding region: 1-399 (132 amino acids)
Source: RefSeq, a predicted model, not a curated record